AUGGCAGCAAUAUUGCGCAGCAGUAGAACAACCAUUGAGCAGCAGCAUUUGGCGUUCCGGUUCAAUCACGCCCUGCAUUUCCUCUCCUUUGUUAUUGGUUUGUCUCUCGGUAUCCUAGCUACCUUAUAUUUCCAGAGUUACUCAUUCCUCACUUUUCAAGCCUCUCUCAACUAUAUUCCAUUCAAACCAUCACCACCGUCACCACCCACAUCACCACCCCCAACUCCACCUCCACAUCCACCGCCACCGCCACUUCUGGUACCCUCUCUCUCGACAAUCAAUGCAACAUCACCAUCGGUAUCAGUUAAUUACAGUAUCAGUCCCAGUACUAGUGUUUCUUUGAAUGAACACAAGCUGCAGCUGUUAGCACACAACAUGAGCGACGAGGAGUUGCUUCGGAGAGCAUCCAUGACCCCUCAAGUUGAUUCCUCUUACAUUAGUGUUCCGAAAGUGGCUUUCAUGUUCUUGACAAAAGGGCCUCUACCUUUAGCUCCCUUAUGGGAAAGAUUUUUCGAGGGACAUGAGGGUCUAUACUCCAUCUAUGUGCACGCGCACCCUUCUUUCAAUGAUUCGGAGGCUCAAACUUCUGUCUUUUACGGUCGAAGAAUUCGUAGCGAGGCAGUUUAUUGGGGAACUUCAUCAAUGUUGGAUGCAGAGCGACGACUAUUAGGGAAUGCACUACUUGACUUAUCCAAUCAAAGAUUUGUAUUGCUUUCCGAAUCAUGCAUUCCCUUGUUUAACUUCAAAACAACAUAUGACUACCUUAUAAACUCAAAUCAAAGUUUUCUAAAUGUUUUCGAUGACCCGAGGAAGCCCGGUCGAGGGCGUUACAACCCUCAGAUGUGGCCACAAAUAAACAUCACAGAUUGGCGAAAAGGCUCUCAAUGGUUUGAAGUGCACCGAGACCUGGCCGUCCACAUUGUCUCCGAUCAAAAAUACUACCCUAUCUUUCAGCAAUACUGCCAUCCUCCUUGUUAUAUAGACGAGCAUUAUAUUCCAACACUUGUCCACAUGUUGUAUGCUGAUCUCAACUCUGAUAGGGGUAUUACAUGGGUGGAUUGGUCGAGGGGCGGUCCUCAUCCUGGGAGAUUCGGGUGGCCUGAUAUUACAGAUGAGUUUUUGAAUAGAAUCCGUUUCGGAUCGGAAUGCAAAUACAACGGAAAUACAACUUCAAUGUGUUUCUUAUUUGCUAGGAAGUUUUUGCCUAAUGCCCUAGAGCCUUUGUUACGAGUUGCUCCACUGCUGCUUGGAUUUGAUCCCUAG
Messenger RNA from Argentina anserina (silverweed cinquefoil), 1263 nucleotides. Its product is annotated as glycosyltransferase BC10-like. Gene Ontology annotation, cellular component: membrane. Bases 1 to 1263 code for a protein of 420 amino acids. The transcript is spliced from 2 exons. Lineage: Eukaryota; Viridiplantae; Streptophyta; Magnoliopsida; Rosales; Rosaceae. The record is from RefSeq and is a predicted model, not a curated record. Gene Ontology annotation, molecular function: glycosyltransferase activity.